Messenger RNA from Menidia menidia (Atlantic silverside), 5199 nucleotides. The record is from the annotation of a GenBank genome assembly. Lineage: Eukaryota; Metazoa; Chordata; Actinopteri; Atheriniformes; Atherinopsidae.
AUGAAAAUACAGAAGCAGCCCGAAGGUGCUCGGCGGCGUUUGGAUUACAGUGCGGCUCCCGCUGAGCUCCGGGGCGUGGAGAUCAUCCGUGGUCGUGCUGGGUAUGGCUUUACUAUCUCAGGUCAGAGGCCGUGUCUGUUGAGUGGCAUCAUGAAAGGCAGCCCCGCUAACCUGGUGGGACUCAGACAGGGAGAUCGCAUCAUGGCCAUCAAUGGGGCCGACGUGUCCACUGCGACGCACGAGACUGUGGUGCAGCUGAUCGGCAGCUGCAAGGGACCCUUGCAUUUAGUGGUGGAGACAGAGGGUCGAUUAAUGGAAAACCCUAUUCUUAGUGAUGUGAAUUUUGGCUAUGCUCAGAAGAGUGCUGUCUACCAAAAACAAGGUGUUCUUCGCACAAUAUCGGUUGAUUCAAACAAGCCGUCAUUUAACGCUAGCAAUAAUGUCCCUGCUAAACAGAGGCCAGUCUCAGAGCCCGAUAUGUCGCAGUGGUCACAUCAGUGGAGUGUUUUAUCUAAACGGCCAAAGGAGGAACCCAGGACACAGAAGGACACAGAUUCUGUUUUCACAGAGUCAGAGGAAGCAAAUCCUGAGUGGACCGUUCUAAACAUGACUCUGGUGGUGGGGUACCUGAGCUCUACAGAGCUGAUUUUGAACACGAGCGAUCCGGAAGCUGAAAGUUUGAAGGCCAUACGGGAGAGAAUCCGACAGCUGGGCACAGAGCAGGAUACCCACACGCUGGUGAUGAUGAAGAUCAUGUUUGAUUGCAUUCGACUGUGUGAUGAUGCAGGAGCCGUUUUGGCCGCAUUCCCAACUGAAAACCUUGUCUUAGGGGCUGUUUGUGCCGAGGACCCGCGCUUCUUUUGCCUGGUCACCACUGCACAUGUUAUUAAUGGCCGUGCACCAGACGACGGGCCUCUGCGGGCUUCCUGCCAUGUAUUUUUUAUUGACCCAGAGCUGGGGAAUCAUGACGACCACAUUGGGAUUGCUGGCCGCUUUGGCUUUGAAUGUACUCCAGACCCAGACGCUUUUGGCUGUGUGGAAUUCCCUCAGACUCCUCAGGAUGUGCUUCACUUUGUGGCAGCCCUGUACACAGACAUGGGGGAGGCAGUCGACAGACUUCGAGUCAAACUUGAUUCUGAGGCUCAACAUCAAGCAAAAGAGAACGACAGCGCCAGCAAGCACGGGAGUGCCAGCAGCCAAGGAGACAGUGGCAUUGGAAAUGCCUCUCCCCCCGAAGAGAGAGCGGACAGGGAUUUCCCUUCUGAAAUCCAAAACCAUCCUGGGGCCCACCUCCCCAGCUGUCCUUGGGAUUAUCCUCCGGCUGAAGACCUCACUUCAAUAAAUUCCUCCAAGAAUCGCCCAAUUCCUAAUCCGGAGAAAAGUGCCAGCAAUCAUUGCCUUUUAGAGUUAUUACCUGGCCCAGAUUCUUUAACCAGCUUUUAUGGAGGUCCCCCACCCAGGCUGGAAUUCCACUUCAAGCCCCCACCCCCUCUUCUACCUAUGGAGACAUUAACCGAUGAUGGGUCUUCCAACAUUAGCCCCGCUGCCAGCACAAACAUCCUGCCUCCUCCAAUAAGCCACACACCAGAUGCCCAGCCUGCAGAAGUCAUGAUGUUGCCUCCAAAGGAGGACUGGACCAAAAGGUUUCUUGAACAGAGGCAGAGACAGCGGACAGAUGGAAGCAAUAAAAAUGGAUCCAGGUUUUGGGGAAUGGGGGGUGUCCGUGCUUCUAGACGGCGCUCUGCUAAACGUCUCAGCCUGGCACGGUCACUGGAUGAUCUCGAGAGACUCGCACACGGCUUAGAUCCAGUGGAUGGACUCUUCUACACACACCCGCCGCCAGGAACUGCGCUGAGGACGAGCCAGACACACGCACACACACACACAGUGCCACACAUGGAGCAAACUUUAACUCUAAACUCUUCGGCGGCUUCUUCUGAUGCUGACUACGGUGGAUUACAGCUGCCAGGAUGCUGCAGCCAGACUAGCCUGAACAGUAAUGGCAGUCUUCCAGGAGCCGGAAGCCAUCACGCCGGUCCAGAGCAACGUGUGGCUAGCUGGUCCACCUGCUUUGAGCGGCUCCUCCAGGACCCCGUGGGCGUGCGUUACUUCUCGGAAUUUCUGAAGAAAGAAUUCAGCGAUGAGAAUAUCUUGUUCUGGCAGGCCUGUGAAUACUUUAGUCGUGUCCCGCCAGCUGAUAAAAAACAGCUAUCCCAGCGAGCAGGAGAGAUUUACAACAGCUUCCUGUCCAGCAAGGCCACCAUGCCGGUCAACAUCGACAGCCAGGCCCAGCUGGCUGAUGAUGUCCUCACCUCCCCACGGCCCGACAUGUUCAAGACCCAGCAGCUACAGAUCUUCAAUCUGAUGAAGUUUGACAGCUACUCACGAUUCCUCAAGUCUUCCCUCUACCAGGAGUGUCUGCGUGCUGAGGUUGAUGGUCAGCCCCUGCCGGACCCCUAUCAGAUCCCCUGCAGUCCUGCGCCCUCAAAACACAGCGCCAGCUCUGACCGCUCCACCCUCUCCACUCCAAAAAAGGAAGCCCGAAAGCAGAGGUCAGGAAAAUCACUGAAUGAAGACAACAGGGAAGAGAGCGCAGACAAGAAACGUGGCAUAUUUUUCUCAUGGUCCCGCAACAGAAGCUUUGGGAAGGGUCCGAAGAAGAAGGACAUAGGUGACAUUAAUCUGGACUUUUGGGGCAAUAAUGGACGGAGGGAGUCCCAGGGAUCUCUGUCCUCCAGUGCCAGCCUGGAUAUUCCCACUUCUGGUCCGGCUAACAGGACUGAGUCUGAUAAUCGUCACUCAUUGGGCGGGUGGGAUCGAACACCCAAACAGUGUCGCGUGCUGCUGCCUGACGGUUCCAGCUCUUCGGUCGCCCUUCGGCCCGGAUCCUCCAUUAGAGAUGUCCUGCAAGACCUGUGUCAAAACAUCAGUGUCAACAUCGCCGCUGUCGACCUUUUCCUGGUGGGAGGAGAGAAGCCGUUGGUGUUGGACCAAGACUGCAUGACCCUCAAUUCACGGGACCUAAGACUGGAAAAGCGCACCUUGUUUAGAUUGGACCUGGUACCCAUUAAUCGCUCUGUUGGGCUGAAAGCCAAGCCCACUAAACCAGUCACCGAGGUCCUGCGUCCUGUGGUGGCCAAAUAUGGUCUCCAUCUCAGCGAUCUCGUGGCCAAAAUAAACGGCGAGUCUGAGCCUUUGGAUUUGGGUGCCCCCAUUUCCAGUCUGGACGGCCUGCGAGUUGUGUUGGAGCGAGCAGAGCCAUGUUCAGGGAAAGAUAAAUCCAAGUCUUCCUCAUUAAAAAACCACCCUCCAACCAGGAGUUUUUCUGCAGCAGGAGAUGAGAGGUCAACACCAAAGGACUUUUCUGUGAGAGCAAGUGGACCAGACUCAGCACUACCAGGAGAAAAGAGAAAACAGAAAAAGAUUAAUAUAGAUGAAGCUGAAGAAUUCUUUGAGCUGCUAAGUCGAGCUCAGAGCACCCGAGCCAACGACCAGCGUGGUCUCUUGAAAAAAGAAGACUUAGUGCUUCCUGACUUCCUUCGCCUGACUCCGCCUACCUCCUCCUGCUCCGUCUCCUCCGAUCUGGCCUGCUCAACCCCCGCCGCCCUCAAACAGAGCCGAGAGAACGGCGUGCCCCCCCGGGGCUGCCUGGCCUCCGGCCUGCGCUCAGAGAGCCUGGACUCCUCCCUCAGCUCCAGUGCCAACGGACACUCCGCGGCCAGGCGGUGCCUGCUGCCCCCUUCUCGCCACCCGACCUUUGGGACCCACUUGUCCCCAAUCCCGCGGCCCUCAGACACCCGGCCGAGCCUGCGCACGGUGGAGGAGGACGCCAACGCCGACCUGACGCUCGUGGGGGAGGGCGACAUCAACAGUCCCAACAGCACUCUGCUGCCGCCGCCUCUGUCCACCACGCCGUCCUUCGAAAGCAGCCUCCCCGAGGCCAACUUCACCCCGCCCACACCCUGCUCCCAGCCUCAGGAUGCAGGUGGAGAGGGAAGGUCCAGUUCAGAGAGAAGAGCAGAAACACUCCAGGGCACCAAACCUCCGGCCAACGGAGCAGAUGCCAAACACGAGGCGACGGACGUGGAGGGAGUGCAUCUGGAGGAAGGAGCGACGCACACAUCUCAGGGCGAGGACGCUGAGCUGAGCCUGAGUUUCCAGGGCUACGUCGCCGAGCUGCGACAGUGCCAAUCCAAAAUGAGGAAUGCCCAGAUGCCCCAGGCCGGCCGCAACCCUCCGGAGGGCAGGGACUGCCAGACGGACAUGUACAAGGCCACGAUUGUCUAAAGGGAUCCCCCACUUCUGCACUUUUAAAAGCCCCACCAGGGCCCUGAUGUCUGAAAGAGAAUUAGUCAGUUUCCUCCCUGAAAUAAUGAAUAUAAUGGUGACAUUGUACAUUUGUUUUAAUGUAGGAGCCUUCAAGUUGAACAGUAAUUGCUAGUUGUAUUUUUGGGAUUGUGGUGUGGUUUUGUCUCUUUUGUAUUAUUUAAUAAUUAAGUGAAAUGCAAUGUUCUUAUUAGUCACGUUAGAUUGUAUAACCACAGAACAAGUGUUCGACUCACUUCUUUGGGUACCGCUUUCUGGGAAGGCGUGGUCUCCAAAUCGCUCAGAGGGUGUAAUUUAAAGGCUGUAGGCUCUACAGCGAGAAUGAGCUAAAAAGGGAAAAUGAAUGAUAAAUUCCAGCCAAAGGGAUUAACCAUCAAUGAAGCUAUUAAAAAUGAACACACAGAUACAUUCACACGUUUGGCAGAAGGAUCUCCCCCCGGCGUCCUUGUGCCGGGUUUCCAGUCUUCUGCUGAGGUAAAACAGCAAAAAUCAGCUUAAACCUCCAGAAGAUUUUUGUUCUUUCACAAACCUUUGAACCAGAUUUCCAUCGGUGAAGUUUCCACCGACUUGCUUUUCCAUGUACGUAGUUAAAACCUUUAAGACAGACAGUGAGGCUUUAGAUUUGCAUAGAUUUCAAACUGCUGUUCUGUUAGAAAGCGGCACACAGCUUAGGACCAUGGACUUGUUUUCAGGAAAAAACAGAACAGGCAAUUCUUUGUUUUUCAAUGUUUGACUUUCCUUUGCUUAGAUUGCCUUUCUGUGUUUAACACAUAAUACAUUAUGGUACAUUUGUCUGUAUUUUAUUCCCUCUGUGGUUUCGAGGUUAUCCAGAUUGUUGAAUGAUAAUUAAAGAAAAAAAGCUUUGAUUGCUGC